GACUACGUUAGCGCCUUUUCAUCUUCGACACUUAUCGGCGAGACUCAGAGAAACUAAUCGGAAACCUAAUUCUUAAACCUCUGAGUAACUCACAACGAGUUUGUUUCUUCAUUCAAUCAGUUUUUUUCCAAAUUUUUAAUUUCUCGGUUCGAUUGAAGAUGGAAGGAGGUGGUGGAAGUAGCGGCGGUGGUGCGGCGGCGGGAGCUGCAGUGGUUCCGGUAUCAGCGAUUGAAGCUGUGACCCAAACACUUGCGCACCUCAAGGAACUGAAACCGCAGCUUGAGCAGAUGCUUACUUUAGCUGAGCCAGAGGUUCUUGCUGCAAUGAAGCCGUUGCAACGAGCUAAGACUAUGUACUUGCUAGCUGAUGCAACCACUACUCUUUACGAACUGAGGUUGAGGUGUACUGGAGUUGAUCCUGAUGAUCAUCGUGUGAAAUCUGAAAUUGAGCGGAUAAACGUGUACCGAGAGAAGUUUCAGAAGUGUUUGGAUCAAAGUAAAGAACCAUUGCGCCCGACUACUGUCUUAAACCGUCAGGCAGCAACCCGUUUCAUCGAGCACUCUCUACCUGAUCUUACUUCGACCCAAAAGCAAAACAUUAGAGACCUCAGUAAAGGAGAGAAAUCAAGGAUCAGGUAUUCGGAAUCAACUGCAAGAAAGAGGAAAUACCAAUCAAAUGAGAAACAAUCUGUUCAGUCAGCCGCGAAGGACUUUCUUGAAAAAGCAGCUCGUGAGAUUAUCGGUAACAAUGAAAAUGGUUUGAAGGGCCCUUUAAUGGCUGCAGCUGAUGGUUCAGAUGAUGUUGAAGUUGGUACAGCCUGACUUACUACCAAUAUAUCAUGCUGCUGCUACAUAAUUUUCUGGAUAGUAGUUGUGGCAUUUUUGUCAGCAUCGCCAUUGCAGAGAAGUUGGUUUUUGCAACAAAUCUUUGAUAGGGUUUUUAUAAGGUUUAGCAACUGUUUUCUGAAAGCUCUUAAAAGUUGGCGAAAUUUAUUUUCGAAAAAUACAUUAAUGUCUAAAAUGCAAAAGAAUCCAAGUGGGUUUGCUAAAACAUUAAUGUGUACGUGUCCUUGAGAACUAAGUGAGAGUUUGUCAAGGCGCGAUAAAGUUAAGACCUUGUGAGAGUUCAAGGCGUGGUAAUGUCAAGACCUUGUGUGUGUAUCAAGGUAUGAGUAUGAUUAAUAGUCUUGAUGAUUGA
Molecule: messenger RNA, 1197 nt
Organism: Camelina sativa (false flax)
Lineage: Eukaryota; Viridiplantae; Streptophyta; Magnoliopsida; Brassicales; Brassicaceae
Biological process (GO): regulation of gene expression; maturation of 5.8S rRNA
Cellular component (GO): exosome (RNase complex); nucleolus
Molecular function (GO): RNA binding; DNA binding
Source: RefSeq, a predicted model, not a curated record